Molecule: messenger RNA, 1701 nt
Organism: Penicillium expansum
Lineage: Eukaryota; Fungi; Ascomycota; Eurotiomycetes; Eurotiales; Aspergillaceae
Exons: 2
Coding region: 1-1701 (566 amino acids)
Source: RefSeq, a predicted model, not a curated record
AUGACAACAUUUCCAGUCUCGGGAAUCCUGGUGGAGGCCGAGGCAUUCGAUAACUUCGGUGGCUGGGUUCUGGACUCCCAAUUCGAGACACAGAUGGGCUCACCCUAUCUGUUGGCGCAUGGCAACGGUAAACCCGUUGAAGAUGCCACGACUGUAAUCUCUAUCGAGGAGGAUGGGGACUAUAAUGUCUGGAAUUGGCAACUGGGAGGCAGGGUUAACCUAUGCUCUGGCAAGACUGAGCUGAUACUGCACGACUUGACUGGGUUUUGCGGGCGUUGCGACGCGAUAUUCCUCGGUCGAGAUGAUACCCCUCCGCCCAAUGAGGUGAAUGAAGACACACGCGCAUGGCGACGAAGCCUUCGUGGACUGCCUGACGAGCCUGACGAGCUAAGUGCUUUUGAUGUUGUUGUGGUUGGAGGUGGAGUCACAGGUGCCGCAGCAGCGUUGACGGCGGCCAGGCUAGGAGAACGCGUGGCCCUCGUCCAGGACCGACCCGUACUUGGUGGAAAUGCGAGCGUGGAGAUCGGACUCAGCCCUCGCGGAGUGACUGGGCCUCUUAUAGACGAAAUCUCGCAGCGAACCCCGGAAGGUGACUUGGUUGCCAUCCAGCUGCUUCGUGCUGAACCGAAUGCAACAGUCUUUCUGGAGUCUACCGUCUACAACACGGUCACUACAGACUCCAAUAUUGUCUCAAUUGAUGCCCGUGAUGCUCGAAGUGGCCGAGAGAUCCGUUUCUCGGCGCCGGUAUUCAUCGACUGCUCAGGAAAGUGUAUCUUGGGAUUGCACUCAGGCGCAGAGACACUGUUUGGUCAAGAAUCGCAGACAGAAUAUGGAGAGAGUCUCGCACCAGCACAUGGCGACAACAUGGAUCAUGGAAACACAACCUUCUUCCGCACCCGGAUGGCGGAGUCGGCAGUUCACUUCCCACCUGUUCCAUGGGCUAUUGAGGUGGCAAAAGACUUCUCUGAUCUACGCGGCCAACUGAGGACCCCGGGUCGUGAAAACGGACCUGGCCCCAAUGUUGUGCCUGCCGGAUACGUCCCCGAUCCCACGAUUAAGCAUCGUAUGAAGGGGCCUCUCACCCACUUCUGGGAGUAUGGUCAAUGGCUCGAUCCAUACACCCAAGCUGAGCACAUUAGAGACCAUCUGCUCUGUGCAAUCUACGGCACUUUCUCCAAUGUCAAGACAAUGGAGCCUGAGACCUACGCCAACCUCGAGUUCGACUGGGUCGCAUUUGUGCCCGCGCAGGGCGAGUUCCGAAGAUAUAAAGGUGACUACAUCCUUACCGAGACGGAUAUCCGCACCCACAAGGAGUUCCCGGACGCCGUGGCAAAUAACGGUGGAGCAUUUUGUCUACACUACCCAGGUGAUAAGAAGUACGAUUUCCGUCUGAAGGCUUGGGAAUGGGAUGAAAGAGAUGGGAAAACUUACGACAUUCCAUUCCGCACCCUUUAUUCCACGAACGUCUCCAACCUUAUGAUGGCCGGUAAACAUAUGAGUGCUACUCACGUCGCGGGCUCAAACACCAAAUUCAUGGGCAACUGUGGACAACAUGCUAUCGCGACUGCAGCUGCUGCUCACUUGUGCCACAAGUACGACACAUCGCCUCGAGGAAUCUACGAAAACCACAUUACGGAGCUACAGAGCAUCGUCGUAUCUAUCACUGGACCGGAUGCCCCUGUUGCACCAAGCCGGUUGUGA